CUAGAAUUCACACUUAACCAUUCUUGAUUUAGUUUUUGUUUAAAUAGGCCGACGUUCACUUGCCCUUGUUCUACAAGGAGCAUUGAAGGUACUAUCACUGACGAUAUCUAAGAGAAAAAAGCUGCUUGAUAGUUUUCUCUUACGUCCCAGCAUCAAUUUUUCCUCUUAUAAAAACUCCACUUCAUAUAAUAAAUGCACUGUUCCAUUUAUCGUGGCUCCAAGACACUUCAAACUAAAGGCAGCUGAAUAUGCAACAUCCCUUUCUUAUCAGAUCUAGGAACAGAAGUAUUUUUCCCACUUAUUAGGUCUUCUUCUUCUUCUUCUUCUUUUUCGUCUUCUUCUUCUUCUUCUUCUUCUUCUUCUUCUUCUUCUUCUUCUUCUUAGUUUUGAUAACGCGUUGUUUUCCCCCGAGAUGGACCGUGAGAUAAGGCAGAGACGGAUCGUCACUGUGGCUGGCUCUCAAUCAGGCGAGCCAGUCGGACCGAGUCAGAACGCUCUAGCUUCGUGCAAUGAAACUCCUGAAGAAGAAGCAACAAAAGGUGGUUUCUGAAAGUGUUUGAGGCGUCUGAGAGAAGGAGAUAUUCUGCAGUCAAUAUCAUGCUUUAUGCAGAUUAUCUGCUAAAAUUAUUUAUAUUUGGGCUAGUCAACACUGCAUUAUCGGGGAUGACCAGGAACUUCGAAGAUGCAAAAGCUGUGAUAACUCCAGUACAAAGUAUCUACACAAUGUUUGGAAGAGAAAGAAAGCCAUUUAUCGGUAAUGACGCUAUAUAUCCACAGAAACCUGAAGACCCUGCAGCACAAUCUGGCAUUGUCUUAAGCCUCAGCAGGCAAAUCAUGAGUCUGGAACAUUCAGAUAAUGUCAUUCCAGAAUCUAACUCAAAAGUGGCUGUUUCUCAUCAUAAUACCAACUUUUCUAAAAUAUUUCCACGAGGAAGCCAAAUCAGGCUAACACGUAGCGAGACAUCAAAAGAUAGAUUCACUGUAGAUGAUGGAACUAAAGCCUAUCUGCAGCAAAACUUAAUCUUGAAUGGGUCCCAUAGUGAGAGUGGUAAAAGUUUUAACGUAGUGAUUCAAACCAAAGAACUUCACUCAAGUCCAGGGGUAUCUGAACUGAGCUCUACCGUGACUUCAGCGUUAACUUCUACGUCGACUAUCUCUCCUUUAGAAGCCGGUGAGGAGGUGACGGUGGUGAAUCUGCACAGCGACGGAAUCAUCACUUUGGAGAACAUCAUCGACGUCCCCACCAACGCCCUGCCCACUCUCCAACAGUUCAGCGUCUGUACCAGAUUUCGACUGGAGCAUUAUUCGGCCAUGUCGAGUUUUGCCAGCUACUACGCCGAAGGAGAAGCCAACGAAUUGUAUUUCGGGUACAAACACGAGGGCGUCAUCUCCGUGUUCUGCUGUCACAGCGCGGUGGCCCUCCACGUGCAGACGCCAGGACCUCCCGCCCAGUUGAUGAAGUGGAACGACAUUUGCCUAGUCCUCGACUUGAAGGCUCGACACUAUCACAUGAUGAUGAACGGAGAGAUCUGGAAUUCCACAAUUCCAGUGAAGAAGAAGAGUGAUGAAACCGAGGUCGUUAAGGUGAUAGGAGGUGGUCGUUUCGUCAUAGGUAACGAUAUGGACAGCCUGGAAGGAGACUUUGCCAUUGACCAGGCGAUGAAAGGGGAGCUGGCGAAUUAUGUGUUCUAUGACUCAGUUCUCACACCUCAGAAUAUGAAAGAUUAUGCUACUUGUCAAACAAAGGUUGGGGGACUGGAACCCCUCUAUCAGUUCUCCGCAUCAUGGCCGAUAUCAGAACUGAAAGGGAAAACAUCCCGAUACACAGCUCCGAUUGAGUCUGUUUGUCCCAAGAAAAGAGGCCGCCAUACCACUGUACAUUUCCAAUACAAAAUGGGGUUCUCUGAAGCAAAUCGCUGGUGCGGUAUUUUGAAAGGUUCUCUGGAAGUUCCAGAAAAUGAUGAAGAGCAUGAAAAGUCUGCCAACUUAGCUGGAAGGUUUAUGAAGCAAUGCACUUUAGGAGCAGGCAUAUAUUGGUUGGGAAUUUACAGAAAUAAUUCGGGCGAAUCAUGGAGAAAGAUGCGCAAUAAAGAUACUCUUUCAUGGGACAAACUUAUUCCAGCAACAAAAGCCACAGAUGCAUACACAUGUGCCGUAGUUUUGUCUACAGUGUUCAAGAAUAACUGGUCUCCGGUGCCUUGUGACGACAGAAUAUGCCCAAUAUGCAGGUUCGAGGAACAGCCAACUUUUCGUUUGAGGGGACUUUGCAGAGCGUCGAAAUUUGAUAAAAUUUAUACACUGAAGAAUAAUAGAGAAGGAGAUCCAGAGUUUCUUGGUUUUUUUCUGUCCAAAAUUCACUUAGUUGCAAGACAGUGGGUAAUGAAAAUGACUUCUAACGAAAGUGGAGUGUACGCAGUGACCGACCCAGGCCCACUUUACGGCUAUCCGAUUGGCAGACGCAUAUGGACCAUAGAGGGUGAUGAGUGCCAGGUAGAUAAGACAGUGGAGACUCUCCUACUCACACUCUGCCACGCGAGCGAAUACACAUGCGACGACGGAAGCUGCAUCCCUCGAGAGCAGAGGUGCGACCAGAAGACCCAGUGCGGCGACCUAAGCGACGAGUUCAACUGCUCCGUCAUCAUCCCUGCCACGAGUUACUCCAAAGACAUCCCGCCUCCUGCGUCCAGCGAGGAUCCCCUGGGGAUCACUUUCAAGCAGGAAAUCAUAUCGGUGAAAGAGCUGAACAUCGCAGAGUUUAGGGUGGAGAUCGAUGCUUGCCAGACGUUGACUUGGAGGGACUUCCGGCUGAGAUUCAGGAACCUUGAGCCCGGGAAUUUCACCAACAGAGUCAAGCCGGAUGAGAUGCCAUGGGUACCUGGAUUCAACGUCCAGUCAGAGGAUCGAACCAUUGCCACCAAUACGGAGAAAACUACUGUAUUAUUCGUGCAGCGUGACAGUCCUCCUCUAGAGAAAACAGAUAUAUCAACUAUAGAGGACGAUCUCUUCGAGGGCGACAGGAACACCCUCGUGCUGAUGACUUGUUAUUCGCUGGUCUUUUCGUGCCAGUUCAACCUGAGGCGUUACCCUUUCGAUACUCAGGUCUGCUCCGUCCUGUACCUCGGGAAUCAGUUCAACACCGACAUCCGAUACGUCAUCGAUUCUGUAGAAUUCAUUGGAAACCGGAGGCUUCUGGAGUACGAGCUAACUAACGUCUCUUCAGAGAUCGUGAAAAUAAACAAAGAAAUGGCCAUCAAGGUAGCGUUGGAGUUUAAAAACCAGUACGCUUUUUACAUCGGGAAUGCCUUCAUGCCCAGCGGCCUUCUGAUAAUCAUCUGCUAUCUAACCUUUGUUUUUGAUCUAGAUGACUUUCAGGACAGAAUCAUGGUGUCCCUGACGUCUCUGCUGGUUCUGGCGGGAUUCCUCACACAGACGAACCAGUCUGUACCCCACACGGCCUACUUGAAGUUCAUCGACGUGUGGUACGCUUGCCUCAUCAUCCUCAACUUCACAAUGGUCAUCACUCAGGUCGCCGUCGAGGUCUUCCGUCUCCAGAGAGAGAAGAAGAAAGAGAACGAGGCCAAACUGACUGUUAUCAGUCGAAAACCUUUGCGUAUGUUCGAGGUGUCCGACUCUCCUCGGCGCACCUUAGGGCACAGCUCUGCCUCAGCGCUGUUUCGAAGUCUGUGUGAGAUGGACCGUGCCCUCUUGAUCAACAGAGGGGCCAUCUAUUGCUUCCCGGCGGUGGGAUUAGUAUUCCAGAUCCUGUUCAUCUGCCUUGCAGUCAAUAUCAUCUGAGAAGGCUUCUAGUUUUAGGCUUUUUGUCAGUGUCACUGUUCAUAUUGGAAGUUGUUCUUCUCUUCAAAGUCUAAUUGUGAAGCAGCUUCUUGUGGCCACAGUAUAAUUCUAAUGGCUGAAUCAAGGCUCAGAAAAGGCACUUGUCAUUCAGGAAUUUACCACUUCAUUGGGCAUUGCAGUAUAUGAAGCGGAGCACUAUACUGGAAUAAUUUAGUCUGUAGAUAUUAGCAUCAUCAUAUAUAAUUCGUAUGCCGUUAUGAUGAAAAGUUAUUGAUGUACACUAUGUAGAACACGUGCAUUGUUUAUUACCGGUGGUGCACAUUAUAAUUAUUACCUCAAAAUAAAUUAUUUAUUCUUAGAUCUAAGAUUAUAUUUGCCGUUUUUUAUUAUUAAUAUCAGAGGCGGACCACCACUAUAAGUCAGUGAGUGAGUUCGGAGAAAAGCUGUAUUGCUGUCAUUCAUCAACACCGGGAGAUAAAUAGGUUUGUUUUAGGAGAGUAGCCAUUCUGUUGUUUAUCCGCUCGGGUUUAUUUUACUCGACAAUCAAGGAAGGAAAUGAGGUAUUCUUUGAAAUCGGGGGCGCCAUCUGGUCUCUAAAAGUGGGCGGGGGGUGGGGGGAAGCUGUUUCAUUCUGAGAAUUAUGGUUAAUAUUGAUGAGCGAAAAGAGCCUAUGCAGCUGGCUGUUUCAAGGCUGGCGGUGUAAGCACAACCUCCCCUAACAGCCCCCCCCCCCCCCCCCCCCGGGAAAUUUAGAAGAAAUGAACAUGAUCUGGUGUAUUUUAAUGCCAUAUACAUAUAAAUAUAUGGAUGACAUUAAGUGAAAAGGAUGACUGAUUAAUCAACAUUAGUCAGUCUACAAGUUUAUAAGUUCACAAUUUAUAGAUGGGCUAAAAUACGGUACAUGUCUUCUGUGACAUCCUCCUCUAUAGUUCCACUUAAGUCUGUAGAGACUAUGAUCAGUAUUUAAUAUUAGAAACUUUGACAGUAUAAGCAUUAAGGAUAAAAAUAAACUUAUUGUUUUAUGGUGCAGUAUAUUACAGGAUUUAUAGGACUCCAUUGAGAGUCUAAAAUAAUAGUGUCCUAUAACAAUUAAAAUCCUUUUACUCCAAUGUGGGUUUUAAUACCGAAGGUUAACGGUGGUUGAAAAAGUGGUAGUAAAUAAGCGAAUGACAAGAAUGAUAAUCUAUUAUAGAUGAUUCGCCUAAGGUAGAUUCUUGGGUGAGGAGCCCUAUUCCUACGAACGCGCCUCAGUGGCGUGAUCGGUGUGGUCUUGACCUCCCACCUCAGUGGCCGCGAGUUCGAUUCUCGGGCAUUCCACUGAGGGGUUAGAGAUGUGUAUUUCUGGUAAAAGAAGUUCACUCUCGACGUUCGGGAGUCACGUAAAGCCGUUGGUCCCGUUGCUGAAUAUCCUCUGGUUCCAUGCAACGUUAAAACACCAUACAAACCCAAACCCUAUUCCUACGAGACGCUUGUUUGGCGGCCUCUGAUUGGCUGGUACCGGGAGGUAGGUAGGCGGUCGUUCAGUGUCAUAUUUUCGUCUGCUGCUUAGAAAACUAGCCAUAUGUUUUUUAUUUCUUCACUCAUCUCACGUUUUGCACAAGAUAGGAAAGUUUCGGCCGUAUCAAACGAUUCUGUAUUAAUUGUACGACUUAAUCAUGAUUACCUGAAAUCAAUAAGAUAAACACAAAGGAAUGACGAGUAAAAGAAGCGA
Molecule: messenger RNA, 5506 nt
Organism: Macrobrachium nipponense
Lineage: Eukaryota; Metazoa; Arthropoda; Malacostraca; Decapoda; Palaemonidae
Exons: 12
Coding region: 598-3795 (1065 amino acids)
Biological process (GO): signal transduction; chemical synaptic transmission; regulation of membrane potential
Cellular component (GO): plasma membrane; neuron projection; synapse
Molecular function (GO): extracellular ligand-gated monoatomic ion channel activity; neurotransmitter receptor activity; transmembrane signaling receptor activity
Source: RefSeq, a predicted model, not a curated record